CGAAAUUAGAAUAAAUAUGGGAACAUUUCCAAGCGUAUUUUUUAUUCGUAUCUAUUGAAUCCAGUAAUCUCUCUAGUCGAAAAAGGAAUCUGUUCAAUUCUCUUUCUUUAUUUCCUCCCAUGUCAAGUUGAAUAUUUCUGUCCUUUGCAGUCCUCGGAAGAUGAGCUGUCAGCGAGAACUUCAGAUUCUUGAAUUUGUAUGUCGUCGAUUCCGCCAUAGCUUCAAUUGUGUUGGAGUGAAAGUGACGCUUGAGUCAAAUGUCAAACUUCGAAACGUAAAUACAGUGUUGUUUUCCCAGAAAUCAAGGUAGUCAACGCAAAGAGGGUAUCAGAAUAAGCAGAGCAGACAAGGCAGGAUGUUUAAGAACCUUGGUAUCGGCGGCCGGCCGGAGCUGACAGCAGAUAGUUGUUUCAAGAAUUUCAGUGCAGUCUUUUCCAAACUGGCGUACCUACAUGCCCUUCAAUUUGCCUUCUCUCGGUGCUCGCUUGUAACAGUCAAGGAGUUCAGGAUGACAACCCCAAAGCCGACGAAUACAAUUGCCGCAUGUUUUCAGGCUGCCAAGAGAGUACGACUGGACGCAGACUUAGAUGCAGCACACAUCAGCAACUUUGACACGACCGCCGAACCCGGUGACAAUGAAGCACCUGGUUUAGUUAGUAUUUCUAAGAAGGCGAAGACGGAAACCACAACUCAAGACUCGCCUGAUGGUAGUAAUGCAGGUGUUGAGACAGACAGGACAGAAGACGGAACUUCGAUAUCUGGAUCGAAGGGAGAGGAUGUAGUGAGUCCCGGUGAAGGGACAGAGUCUAAUCUGACCAAGGAACAGCGGAUGAGAAUGGAGUUAAACAAGGGCAUUGCAAGAGCAAAGAGAAACUUGAAAGCUUGCGAAGAUCAUGUUGAAAAGUGUCGUGGCGAAGGUAAGUCUUUCCCUGAGUUGCGAGAUCUUCUCGUCGAUCAGACUUGGCUUGACGUUCUUAAGGAGAGCUUUUCUUCCAGCAAAUUUACCUCGCUUUACACAUUCCUUCAGCAAGAGGUCAAUGGACCCAAACCCAUCUAUCCUCCUCCUGCUCUCAUAUUCAACGCCUUCAAUACCUGCCCUUUUGAGAAAGUGAAAGUCGUCAUAAUCGGUCAGGAUCCUUAUCACGGGCCUCGUCAAGCAAUGGGUUUAUGUUUUUCCAUCCCUCAUGGAGUUAAAGUUCCCUCAAGUUUAGUGAACAUUUUCAAGGAGAUUCGUGAUGACGUCGGGUGUACACUUCCCUCUCACGGGAACCUUGAGAAGUGGGCUCACCAGGGCGUUCUCUUGCUGAAUGCUGUGCUUACAGUUCGAGAACACAAUGCAAAUUCACAUGCGAAGAAAGGUUGGGAAUCCUUCACCGAUGCUGCCAUUGUAGCAAUCUCACAGAAGCGGGAAGGAGUGGUAUUCCUGUUGUGGGGAAAUUCAGCUCAGGAUAAAGAAAGGUUGAUUAACACGAAGAAGCAUCACGUGUUGAAAGCGGCACAUCCAUCAGGCCUCUCUGCACACAGAGGAUUCUUCAAAUGCAGGCACUUCUCGAAGACAAACGAAUUGUUGGAGAAGGCUGGCGAACUUCCUAUUGACUGGCAGUUGUAGUGUUUGUUUAACCUUUGCAUUGGCCUUCUUUACCUGGUACAAGGUCAUUCACAAUUAAUUCACCUUUUUGUAUUUACUUCAGCCUAACUAUCAAGCCUUCUGUAAUAUUUAUUCAGAUUGAUGACCCUUUUUAACUGGUGAGUAGCUCACACGGGUUGGAGACGUUACCCCUGAAAUAGCGGAUGUGAACUCCCAAGGAAGAGUAUCACCUAAAACCGCUUUUUAAAUCGAGAACCUUGAUCAUUGUACUUCAUUGUAGUAAAAUAUUCAAUGGGCUCAUGCGGCAAGC
This is a messenger RNA of Marchantia polymorpha subsp. ruderalis, 1898 nucleotides long. Lineage: Eukaryota; Viridiplantae; Streptophyta; Marchantiopsida; Marchantiales; Marchantiaceae. The record is from the annotation of a GenBank genome assembly.